AUGGGACCUCGUCGCCACGCGCUGGACCACGCUCGUAAAGCCGAGGCGACGGCGGCCCUGUCGGGGGAGGCCCGCGAGGCUGCCCCCUGGAUCGCCGCCGCCAACGACGUCCCAGGGCCCGAGUGCGCUCCCCCCCAGCCCCCCUCGGCGGGCUCAGGUGUCCUGGACAGCCCCGGAGACGUCUUCGGGUUCGGUCGGGUCAAGCGGGUCGUGGACUUCCCAGAGGUCCCGAGGGAGAUGAUCGAGCAGCAGUGGUCCGUCGUCGGUCGCUUCCCGUGGAGGCGCAAGGGGGAGAGUAUCGCCGUGUACGGGACCAGGGCCACGUUGUACGGGUUUCGUCAUCUUCUUCGUUCGUCUCGGAACCUCGGGAAGCACGUGGUGGUCCUGGGGGACUCGCAGUCGACGGCCGGGGCGGUGGCGCGGUUUCGGAGCGACAGCCGUAGCAUGAUGCGGGUCGCCCAGGCGAUCGCGGCCCUCUCGCUCGCAACCGGUUCGGCCUUGCAUUAUCGGUGGUUGCCCUCGGAGUGGAACGUCGCGGACUCUCCUUCUCGUGGCCUCUGGGCUCCAGCUGCUCCGAGCCCGCUCGAUUUCUCCAAACAUGCUCCCGCGGGCCAGACCCGCACCGACCUCGACCGGCGCACGGAUGGCGCCGCCGGCGGCGCCUGCGGCCUCGCUGGCCUCGCCGCUGGUCAGGCGGGGGGCCACCCGAGGUGCCAUGACGGCGAACCUCUCUACCCAGCCGUUGCUCGCCCUCCUCCACCCAAGAGGAAGCGCCAGACGGUGGCCGACGUCGCGGCCCGGCGGAGGGCCUCUGCCGUCACGGUGGGGGGGCUCACGGUGCUGGAGAGCGCCUCGGUUCGGCCUCGGACGCGGCAGAAGUACCAGUCGCUGUUCGCCGAGUUCCUGGCGUGGCUCGCCGUCCCGGUGGCAACCUCCGAGGCGGGCGUCGACCAGCAGCUCGUGGGGUGGCUGGACGCGCUGUACCUGGGCGGCGAGAACCUGGGCGCGGCCCAGUGGGGCUUCGCGGCGGUGACGUUCUUCACGGGCCUCCAGAAGUCCGCGGGGGCCCUCGUGCCCAGGAGCCGGAGGGCCCUUCAGGGGUUCAGGCGCUGCUGCCCUCCCCAGUCGCGGCUGCCGCUGCCGCGCGAGGUGGUGGCCCUGAUCGCCAACGAGCUGGUCAGAUCGGGGAAGCUGCCCUGCGCGAUCGCGAUCAUCCUGAUCUUCGAGCUGUACCUUCGGCCAGGCGAGGUCUUCAGCGUGAGGGGGGUGGACCUCGUACCCCCAGUGCCGGGCGUGACAAGCGCCCCCUGCUGGGCCAUCACGCUUCGCGCGCAGGAGGUCGGGAGGUCGUCAAAGACGAACGAGUUCGACGAGUCCAUGCGCCUGGAUCUGGAGCGGCAUGCCCCUCUCGGCCCGGCGCUCAAGGCCCUUUGUCAGGGCCGGAGCCCGCGCUCGCCGAUCUUCGACUUCACCCUGAAGGACCUGGUGGCGGCGGUGUGCGGCGUCGUGCGGAGCCUCAAGCUGGACGAGUACCUCGGCGACGUCCACCUGUGCCAGCUCAGGCACGGCGGCGCCUCGCACGACUCCGCCGGGGGCUUCAGGAGCCUGGAGGACGUGAGGCGCCGCGGGCGCUGGCGGUCGUGGGCUUCGGUCAGGCGCUACGAGAAGGGCAGCCGCAUCGGCCAGGUGCUGCUCAAGCUGCCCGACGACCUCCGCGCCCACGCGCUGUCCUGCGAGCGCUCGAUGGCCUCCAUCGUCCGCUUCUUCCUCGAGGUCUUCUCGGGGUCAGGCCGGCUCGGCCAAGCAGUCGCGAGGGAGGGCGUGAACGUUCUUCUCUGGGAUGUGGAGCUGGGUGCCGAUUACGAUCUUCGUCUGUCCCGGAACCGCAGCCUCAUCAGAGGAUGGAUCCGCUCAGGCAUCGUGAUCGGCGUCCACUUGGGAACGUCAAACUCGUCUCCCAUGGGCCUCGACGACCUGAGCCACGCCGACGCCGACAAGGUUCGCGUCGGCAACUUGUUAAUGUUUUUCUCCGUGGCGGUGAUGCGGGAUGCUAUGAUUUUGGGAAUACCAGCUACUCUGGAGAACCCCGCCCGGAGCCGCAUCUGGAUUUGCCCCGCCAUGCAGAGACUUCAAACAUCCAACAAGAUCAAUUUCACUGUCACCGAUUUCUGCAUGUGGGGCGCCCAGUGGAGAAAGUCGACCGGCUUCCUCAGCACGGGGCUGUGCAUGGACGCCCUCGCCGAGGCUCGCUGUCUCGGCGCCAAGCGUGGCCUGUGCAAGCGCUCCGGCCAGCCGCACAUCCCCAUCCAAGGGAAAAACGACAAGGGUGUCUUCUGGUCCAAGAUCGCCGAGCCUUAUCCUCCUGGACUUUGUAGAGCCCUGGCUUCUAUCUACUACAAUGCGUGGGCCUCGUCUAGAGCCGAGCUGUUCAACAAGAAGGUGUUUGCG
Messenger RNA from Prorocentrum cordatum, 2448 nucleotides. NCBI's taxonomy places the organism in Eukaryota, Dinophyceae, Prorocentrales, Prorocentraceae. The record is from the annotation of a GenBank genome assembly.